AUGUCUCCCAUGGUGCAGCCUGAGGGCCUCAAGCACAUCUGCCUAUGCAAGCCACCGGAUUCUCACGAAUCACAGCAGCAGCUGCCAGAAACCAGAAACCAGAAUCCAGAAAACAAAAUCAGCAGUCUAUCUUGUGAUCAUACCAAGAACCUAUUCACAAAGGCAUUUACACAGGAUUAUUUUUUGAAGGAAAUAACACAAAAAUUUGCAUGUAUUGAACUUUCACCUCUACAUAGAAACAAAUUCUGGGAAUAUAGAGAUGCCAGUGAAGAGUGUGAUAUAUGUGAUUAUGGAAAUCAUCUGUUUGCAAGAAAAAAUGGUUUCAUUCCUGAAACAGAUCAGGAAGUUCCAGAUACUUCUCCUGAGAGAACUGAGUCCUCAAAUCUUAAGGCUCACUACAGAAUUUCUACUCAAGAGACACCUUACAAAUGUAGUGAAUGUGGCAAAUGCUUUACACAGUCUUCAAGUCUUAAAGUUCAUCAUAGAAUCCAUACUGGCAACAAACCUUACAAAUGUAAUGAAUGUGGAAAAUCUUUUACACAAUCAUCAACUUUUCAUGUUCACCGCAGAAUUCAUACAGGAGACAAACCUUACAAAUGUUAUGAAUGUGGGAAAUCUUUUAACAAGUCCUCAAACCUUAAAGUUCACCACAGAAUCCAUAUUGGAGACAAACCUUACAAAUGUAGUAAAUGUGGCAAAUGUUUUACACAGUCUUCAAAUCUUAAAGCUCACUAUAGAAUCCAUACUAGAGACACACCUUACAAAUGUAAUGAAUGUGGCAAAUGUUUUACUCACUCUUCAUGCCUUAAAGUUCAUCAUAGAUUCCAUACUGGAAACAAACCUUACAAAUGUAAUGAAUGUGGCAAAUGUUUUACUGACUCUUCAAAUCUUAAAGCUCAUCAUAGAAUCCAUACAGGAGACAGACCUUACAAAUGUUAUGAAUGUGGGAAAUCUUUUAAGGAGUCCUCAAAACUUAAAGUUCACCACAGAAUCCAUACUGGAGACAAACCUUACAAAUGUUAUGAAUGUGGGAAAUCUUUUCAGGAGUCCUCAAAACUUAAAGUUCACCACAGAAUCCAUACUGGAGACAAACCUUACAAAUGUAAUGAAUGUGGCAAAUGUUUUACUCACUCUUCAUGUCUUAAAGUUCAUCAUAAAUUCCAUACUGGAAGCAAACCUUACAAAUGCAAUGAAUGUGGCAAAUGUUUUACUCACUCUUCAAAUCUUAAGGCUCAUCAUAGAAUCCAUACAGGAGACAGACCUUACAAAUGUUAUGAAUGUGGGAAAUCUUUUAAGGAGUCCUCAAAACUUAAAGUUCACCACAGAAUCCAUACUGGAGACAAACCUUACAAAUGUUAUGAAUGUGGGAAAUCUUUUAAGGAGUCCUCAAAACUUAAAGUUCACCACAGAAUCCAUACUGGAGACAAACCUUACAAAUGUAAUGAAUGUGGAAAAUGUUUUAAACAGUCCUCACAUCUUCAUGUUCACUAUCGAAUUCAUAUAGGAGACAAAACUUACAAAUGUAAUGAAUGUGGCAAAUGUUUUACACAGUCUUCAGAUCUUAAAGUUCACCAUAGAAUCCAUACUGGAAACAAUCCUUAA
Arvicanthis niloticus (Nile rat) is the source of this 1602-nucleotide messenger RNA. Lineage: Eukaryota; Metazoa; Chordata; Mammalia; Rodentia; Muridae. The record is from RefSeq and is a predicted model, not a curated record.